Messenger RNA from Necator americanus (New World hookworm), 321 nucleotides. RefSeq lists its product as uncharacterized. The coding region runs from base 1 to 321 and encodes 106 amino acids. The transcript is spliced from 2 exons. NCBI's taxonomy places the organism in Eukaryota, Metazoa, Nematoda, Chromadorea, Rhabditida, Ancylostomatidae. The record is from RefSeq and is a predicted model, not a curated record.
AUGGACUCCCCGCUUCUGCUGUGCCAGGAUCGGCUCAUAAUACUACUCUAUCGCGCACGUCGGUUCGGCCAAAAGCCUGCAAUCAAGCUCCCGAAACAGAAAAGGACUGGUUUGGCCAUUGAAGAUCUGAUGAUGCAAGCUAGGAUGAUUAAGUAUGACGUCAUCGGAUUGGCCGGAACGAGACGAUCCCACACAGAAAACGCCGUAUAUGACACUGGAGAAGAACUAUUCUUAGGAACAUGCGGAAGUAGAGGAGUUGGUGGAGUUGGCGUCCUCGUUAACACGAAUAUGCCAAAGAACAUCGACUCUUCACACCUCUAA